UCCAUAAAUAAUUAUGUUAGCGAUUUAGAAAGAACCAUCUCACAAAAUUAUUACUUUAAUUUAAGAGAUGAAUCCACUUUAACAAGAGCGGAUUCUUAUUGUAAUUCAGAAAUAAACAAAAUGCCAUUAAAAAGGAAGAAGGAAGAAGAAACUGAGAAUUAUCAAACAAAAAAAAAGAAAAUUCAAGAACAUACAAGUGAUAACGAUAUUAAUUUAAGUGAUAACGAUAUUAAUUUAAGUGAUGACGAUAUUAAUUUAAGUGAUGACGAUAUUAAUUUAAGUGAUGACGAUAUUAAUUUGAGAUUUAAAAAAAAAAAAAAAAAAAAAAAAAAAAUCAAUAAAAAAAAAGAAAUUAAAAUAUUUACUUCGACCUCUUCACAAAAUGUUUUUAAGAUGGAAUUUAGAGAACUUGAACAGGUAGUUCCCCAUUUACAGAAUAUAUGUAGACUACUAAAAGAAAAGUUCAACUCAAUUGUAGGACAACAUAAUUCAAAUAUUCAGUUAAUAAUAAAUCUUAUAGAAGAGGAAAAAAAAAAUGCUCAUGAAGAAGAUUUGAAAAAAAUUAGUUUUUAUUACAAUUAUUUUAUAGAGCAUAAUUAUCAUAAAUUAAAAAAUGAGGACCUUUUUUCUUUACCAUUUAAAAAUAAGUUAAGACGGCCCUUUAUUAAAUUGCAUGAUAUAUUUAGUUCUUUAGAUAUCUUCAUAAAAAAUUUUGAGAAUUUAGAAAGAUUAAUUACAUUAUAUAAGGAAACAUUUAAAAUGGUAUUUAAAAUUACAAAUGAAUUAUCUUAUACUCAUUUGCUUUUUGGUAGAUUUCUACUCACAGAUAAAAAUAAUUCUUUAUUAUAUAAAAUGUUUAAAUCUAUAUAUGAUAUGAUAGAACAUGUUAAAGAAGUACUAAUUUCUUUGUCACCAGAUCAAACUAAAAUUAGUAACACCAAAGAAUAUAUAAAUUCUGCUUUAAUUCAGUUAGAUAAGUCUUCCAGAAAAACAAAUUUUAUUACAUUAUAUUUAAAAAAAAUGAAUAUAUCACAUAAUGAUCACAAAAAAAUACUACAAAUUGUUUUUUAUUUUCUUCAAGAACUAAAUACAAUAAAUAGAAAAAGAUUAAGAAUAAUUAAGAGAAAUGUCUUUAUGCAAGACAUUAUAGAAUCAGUUUCUCAUAUUUUAUUAAAGGAAAAAAAUUAUAUUUCAGAAUCUCUUAAAAGAGCAUCUAUAUAUUUUAAUUGCAAUGUUGAAGAACUAAAUAUAGAUAAAACAAGUUUAGCUUCUUUAUUAAAAAAUAAAUAUGGAAAAAUUUGUUCGUAUGAUUUCUAUUAUUCCUUCAUUAAUUUAGUAAGAUGCUCAUGUAUUAAUAAUCUACAAAAAAAAAUGAAAAGUAUCUUUACAGAUAUAAAAAAUUUAAUGUCAUCGAAUAAUAUUAAAUGCUUAUCUAAAAAAACAAUAUCAUCUAAUAAGUUACAGAAUUAUAUACUCCUUAAAUUAAAAACUUUAAAAGAUGAAGUGAGCAAAAUUGAAUUAGAUAUAAUUUAUAGAUGUUUAUAUAAUGCAUUUAAAAGGGAUAUGACAUAUAUAAAUAAUUUUAAAAAUCACUUGAAACAUAAAAAACAAAUAUCAUUUCAACAUUUAAGAAGAGUUAAUGAAUCAUUUAAGCAUUAUUUAUUAUUAAAGGAAGGAGGUGAAGAUAUAAAAGAAAUGGAAGAAAGUAUUUUAUAUAUGUUUUUUUAUACUAAUGAAAUUAUCAACAACUUUUGGAUUAAAAAAAUGGAGUAA
Molecule: messenger RNA, 1773 nt
Organism: Plasmodium relictum
Lineage: Eukaryota; Apicomplexa; Aconoidasida; Haemosporida; Plasmodiidae
Product: surface-associated interspersed protein (SURFIN)
Exons: 2
Source: RefSeq, a predicted model, not a curated record